This is a messenger RNA of Nematocida ausubeli, 321 nucleotides long. RefSeq lists its product as uncharacterized. The record is from RefSeq and is a predicted model, not a curated record. The transcript has a single exon. Lineage: Eukaryota; Fungi; Microsporidia. Bases 1 to 321 code for a protein of 106 amino acids.
AUGCAUAAUUCAAAUAGAAGAUACGAGUAUACUUCAGUAUCCCUUAAUAAUUCACACUCUCCUGCUGUAAGUAGUAAGAAAACUAGUAAGUCUGGAUGGAAGCUUGAUUUAAAAAACAGACUAUCCAAUAACCGCUGGAUUAUACUUAUUCUUUUACCACUUAUAGUCCCAAUUUGUGUAUUAAUUGCAUACAUAGUUUUUUACAAAGACGAAAUUAUCCUUUACCAUCUAAAACAGACUAUAUCAUUGGGACUUCGGCACAUUUCUUCCAUGUCAAAGAAAUCGCUUGAUGUUUUUAUCCGGAGAAGAAAGUAUAAUUAG